UUCAUUCCACUUCAAUCAUUGGCCCCUCUCUCCUAUAUGAAGUGCUUAUUUCUCUCUUAAAAGCUUCUACCUUAACUUGAUUAAAGCUUUGUAUUUGUGUUUCUGUGGAGGAGAAGCAACAAGAACAGUAUAAUCUUGGUAAUUGUUCAUACGAGAUUUGAGUUUGUAAGAAAAGGGUUUGUUUUUGUUUGUUUUGUGCGUUGUUGAAAUCUAAGGUUUUGAGUUUGUUUUUGUGUGGAGAUUGUGAGGAAGAAAGAGGGUUUUGAGUUUUUCAUAUAAUGGUUUUCAUGUCUGAUUUUAUUUUCGGUGGAGAAGAAGAUAAAGUUGAAGAAGGAGAGUGGGAUAAAGAGAGAUAAGUCAAAAGCCAUAAAUUCUAGCAGAAGUAGAGAGAAAUUAAAGCACAUAGAAGAAAGAUAAAAGGAUUUGUUCAAGUUUAUUUUGAUCUGCUUUUGCUGGUUGAUUGGCAAUGUCUGCAACAGUAAGUGAUCCAAUGGUGGUAUCUACCCCAGAAACAGCACAGGCAACCACAAAACUCAUAAAUCAAAUUGAAGUUGAGUUUGCAAAAUGUGAUUGUUGUGGCCUAACUGAAGAAUGCACACCAGAAUACAUUGAAACGAUUCGCCAAAGGUAUCAGGGGAAAUGGAUUUGUGGGCUGUGUGCAGAGGUUAUAAAAGAUGAAAUUAUAAGAACAGAAAGACUUAUUAGCGCUGAGGAAGCUAUGACUAAGCAUAUGGAUUAUUGCAAAACAUUUAGAUCCUCUAGGCCACCCCCGGAUCCUGCAAUUCUUUUGAUAUCUGCAAUGAGACAGAUUCUUAGAAGAAGCUUGGAUUCUCCUAGAGCAUUAAGAUCAACUCCCUCUAGUCCUAUUGACAAAGUCACUGAAAUUCGCGGACCAGGACUCGCAAGGUCUGAAAGUUGUUUCCCUGCCUUGUCUGGAUGAGGUUGAGAUUAUGGAAGUGAAAUGUAAAUUGGAGGUAAACAUGGGGAAGAUCAAAAUUCAAUAGAUGCAAAAAUAAAAGAAAAACAAAAGGGUUAAGCUUAGAUAUAUAUGUGCAAUGUAGUCAUCAAUCUUAAAUACAAAACUUUAUUUUUUAGUUGUUGGCAACAUCAA
Molecule: messenger RNA, 1111 nt
Organism: Mangifera indica (mango)
Lineage: Eukaryota; Viridiplantae; Streptophyta; Magnoliopsida; Sapindales; Anacardiaceae
Exons: 2
Coding region: 467-940 (157 amino acids)
Source: RefSeq, a predicted model, not a curated record